AUAAAAACUGGCUGUCAUAAGCUUUGUGUUUCAUACCACAGUUAUUUUUAAGCAAUCUGCAGAUGACCUUGUAACAGUUUCAGUGGAUCUUGUUGCAAUGUUAUUGUUUUUACUUUGGAUUGUGUAACAGACAGUGAUGGAGCAGAGACUGAAUGACACCAACCAUGUGGGAGGAGCUUCUGAAAUUAAUGCAGCAGGCUUGACACAUCUGUGGUCCCCUUUAGCAGCUGAAGCAUUGCUUUUGUUUAAAGGUGGGCAAAGGCAGAUGGUUACCUGUCACAGUGUGUGCAUGUCUGACUCCCUGUGGGUAUGUUGGGCAGAUAACAGAUGUUAUGGAGAAAUGUGUUUUAUUCGAUUAGGCAUAAUGCAGGAUGCCCCCAAGGAAGAAGACACACCAGUGAAGUUGGAUAAAAGGCUCUUUGAAGGUACCACACAUGUGUACUUUUUUGCUUCAUGUACCACUGCAUUAUCAAACUCUGUUAAUACUAUUCGUUUUAACAAUGUGUUUCUGAACAUUGGACAAUCCUACAACCCAGUUACAGGAAUCUUCACAUGCCCUAUUUCUGGUGUUUAUCAAUUUUUCUUUUCAACAAAUUUUGGAAGAGGCAAAACAACUAAUCUCUGGCUCGUUCAUGAUGGAAAGAAAGUGAUUAUAAGCCACACAGACAUGCCAGGUCACACUUCACCAAACCUUCAGAUGGCUCUACUUUAUAUAAAAAAAUGGUCUCAUGUCUGGAUAGAGCAAUCAUCAGGACAGUCAUGGUCAUCUCCAACUGCUCAUACCACUACUUUUGGUGGGAUACUCUUACAUGCUAUGCCAUAACGUGAGUAUGUUAAGAAUGGCAGCAUGGCUUAAGGCUUAGAUUAAUGACCUAGGCAUGAAUCUAAGAUAGCUGUUAGAAGAGCACUUGAGUUUUUAAACCCUAUGUGAUUUUGUAAUAUUAUUGUCUAUCUGAUUACAAACUUUUUGAAUGUAUGCAAUUAUGCAAAUUAAAUUUUUUCUUAAAAAAAUCUUAAAAAAUAUAAAGCAGUUUCUCCCUUUAUAUCUUGACAGAAAUAUUUCCAAAUUGAAUGUUCAUCAGGUUUAAUAUUGCUGCAAAUAGUAUAUGCUGUCUGAUGUAUAAACAAACAAAAGCACAAUAAAAAUGAAUGAUUAGCAA
Messenger RNA from Protopterus annectens (West African lungfish), 1160 nucleotides. RefSeq names its product multimerin-2-like. Gene Ontology annotation, molecular function: protein binding. The coding region runs from base 137 to 823 and encodes 228 amino acids. The transcript has 3 exons. Lineage: Eukaryota; Metazoa; Chordata; Ceratodontiformes; Protopteridae. The record is from RefSeq and is a predicted model, not a curated record.